This is a messenger RNA of Aspergillus puulaauensis, 4401 nucleotides long. RefSeq lists its product as uncharacterized. The transcript has 3 exons. Gene Ontology annotation, biological process: nucleoside metabolic process. Lineage: Eukaryota; Fungi; Ascomycota; Eurotiomycetes; Eurotiales; Aspergillaceae. Gene Ontology annotation, molecular function: catalytic activity; protein binding. The record is from RefSeq and is a predicted model, not a curated record. Bases 1 to 4401 code for a protein of 1466 amino acids.
AUGUCCGGUUCAAGCGACUACACCAUCGGUUGGAUAUGUGCUCUCCAAAUCGAAUAUCUUGCGGCACAGCUCUGUCUUGACGAGGAGCACGACAAUGUCUCUAUCAAUGCCUCUGCAGCCGAUAAUAAUGACUACACACUCGGAAAGAUUGGAAAGCACAAUGUUGUUCUAGCCGUCCUGCCCAAAGGAGAAUAUGGCACAACAUCUGCUGCAUCGGUUGCGAAAGAUAUGUUGCACACCUUUCCCAAUGUUCGCGUUGGCUUGAUGGUGGGCAUCGGCGGUGGUGUGCCGACAAAGCAUGAUAUUCGGCUUGGAGAUGUCGUGGUGAGCACGCCCAAGGACGGUAGCAGCGGUGUAUAUCACUAUGACUUUGGUAAGACGAUUCAAGGUCGGAGCUUUGUGAAUACCGGUGUUCUCAACCAGCCUCCUUCCGCGUUACGUGCUGCAUUACAGGGCCUGGAAACGCAGUAUGAACGCAAAGGGAGCCGGAUCGAAGAAAGAAUAAAUGAAAUCCUGGCCAAGGAGAGGGUGCUGCUGCAACGGAAGUACAGCAAGCCUGACUUGGCUACUGAUAAGCUGUUCAAGUCUGACCUCAUCCAUGACGAUAUCUGUGGAAAGGACGCCCAAUGCGUCCACAACGAGGACAACUUGGUCUUUCGACGAGUGAGGGCCGACUUCGAGGACAACCCAGCCAUUCACUACGGAACUAUUGCAUCCGGCAACAGGUUGAUCAAAGACGCUAUCGUUCGUGACAAGCUUGCAAAGGAGAAGGAUGUCCUUUGCUUUGAAAUGGAAGCCGCAGGAUUAAGCCAUUUCCCUUGCUUGGUCAUCCGUGGCAUCUGCGAUUACUCGGAUAGUCACAAGAACAAGCAGUGGCAGAGGUACGCUGCUCUAACCGCUGCGUUAUAUGCGAAGGACCUCGUCAGCCGGAUGUCUUCCAGUAGAGUUCACUCAGAAGAGAGAAUUGUGGAGCUUCUAUCUUCUAUUGGUGAAACCGUAUCGAGAACAGAAAAACAAGUAUCCAACGUAGAGUUUAAAUUGGAAAAGCAGGAGGGCCUCCAGAUUCGUCACUGGCUCUCCAACUUUGACGACGGGCUCCAGCUCGCAGGUGUUCUUGAUAGGAGAACCCCAGAGACUGGCCAAUGGUUCCUGAAGUCGCCAGAAUUUCGAUCUUGGUUGGAAGGAACGCACCAGACGUUGUUCUGUCCUGGAAUCCCUGGAGCCGGCAAAACGAUCAUUGCCUCCAUCGUCCUCGAUUAUCUGCAUAGUACCAUCUCAAACGCGAGCAACGUGGGUGUUGCCUUUGCUUUCCUGAAUCACGAGGAGCCGUUGUCAUCUACAGACCUUCUCUCGCGCCUACUGAAACAACUUAUUCCCGGCUCGGUUCCCCCCCUGGUGGUAGAUCUCUACAAAUCCCACCAUCGUACCCGCCCUUCUUCGGGUAAAAUCUUCACUACAUUGUGCAGUCUCACGGCCAGCUAUUCAAAGACGUUUAUUGUCAUUGACGCACUGGAUGAAAGCCCAGUUCCCAACCGGCAGGAAAUCCUUGCAGGCUUGUUCAAGAUUCAGGACACCGUAGGGGCGAAUCUUCUCGCAACUGGGAGGUCCAUCUCCGAGAUUGUUCAAGCUUUCCAGCAAAGGCAGAGCACGUUUUACGAAAUACGUGCCAGAGAUGAUGACGUACACCGAUUUAUCACGAAUCAACUCCAGACGUUUGAAGGUUGCAUUUCAGAAACACCAAAUUUAAAGAAGCAGGUAACAGAUACUAUAACCAAAGCCACCGAUGGAAUGUUUCUAUUGGCGCACCUACAUCUCGAAGCUUUGCGAGGCCAACCGAGAAUUGGGGCGAUAGAAAAUGCAUUGCAAAACCUGCCCACAGGGUCAAUGGCCUACCAUGAGGCGUAUGAUAAUAUCAUGGUUAGGAUCAAUAAGCAGUCUACACAACGUCAGAAUCUCGCCAUCGAAGUGCUCUCGUGGAUCACUCAAUCAAAAAGACCCCUCCGACUUGCAGAAUUACAACACGCUCUAGCUGUUACAGAUGAACCAUUGGACAUUGACGAGGAGAACAUUCCUUCCAACCGGGAGAUAGUACUUGCAUGCGUUGGACUUGUCACCAUUGACCAAGCCCGCGAUACCGUCCGAUUAGUCCAUUACACGACGACAGAGUACUUCCAGAAACGAUGGACGUCCUGGUUCCCUGACGCCAACGCAUACAUAGCCACGGUGUGCAUCAACUACUUAAACUUCGAAAGAUUCUGCACUCCGACUGCUGGUAACUGGCUGGAAUACGAUGCGCGACGUCGGAUUAACUGUCUUUACGAAUACGCAGCUGUUUAUUGGGGCGACCAUGCAAGGGAAGCAUACCCUCAAGUCAGGUCUUUAGUCGCAGAAUUACUGCGAUCCGGACGUAAACUACUUAAUGCUGCCCAUACUCUAGACAUAUCAGCAGAGGCGUCCGGGUCUUUUCGUGGACCGUGUGGUCUAAAUGGGUUACAUGUUGCGUCUUAUUUUGGGCUCAGCGACCAGAUCCAGGAGCUCAUUCAAGAUGGACAGAACCCGAAAGCGUUAGACAGUUGUGGAAGGUCUGCUCUACAUUGGGCCGCCAAGAGUGGGCAGAGACAGGUAGUGGAACACCUGGCACGCCAGGGGCUCGAUGUGAAUGCGCUAGACAAUAAAAUGGAGAGCCCAUUGCACUACUCCGCUCGUCAAGGCAAUAGACCCCUGGUAGAACUUCUGAUCCAUUUAGGGUCACAGGUUGAGACUAGAAAUAGUGAUGGUGAAACUGCUCUGCUGGUUUCUGCUAGCAUUGAGGAUAUAGGUGGCCUGGAGGGCCUUCUUACAAAUGGGGCUGACCCAAAUGCAACGGAUAAGAUAGGUCGAAGCGCAUUGCAUCUAGCCAUAACUGCGCGCAAUGGGUCCCAUGCGGCCGUGAAAUUACUGCUGUCAUAUGGUGUUGACUUCGAUUUGUGUGAUACAGACAACAUGACGCCCCUCCACUACGCGGUUGCUGAAGGAAAUAAUGAAAUCAUCGAUUGGCUACUGGAAGCAGGAGCCAACAUCAAUUUAGGGGUACAAAGGAAGAAAUGCUCUAGCAACGCACAGUCGAUGAGUACCAAGGAACCUGCGUCAGUCGCACGGACACGAGAUAUCGGAGAUGGUAUCGGCCUCACACCACUACACUUUGCGGCCUGCAGUGGCCAUAGUAGAAUGACGAGGUACCUCCUAGAGAAAGGGGCUAAGCCAAACGCUUGCUGCUGCUAUGGAGAAACACCACUGCACAUUGCCAUCCGGGAAGGACUGUUCAAUCCACGGGGUAAGGGGACAAGUGCUCCUCCGUAUCCACUGGUUUGCAAUGACCCAUGGACAGAUAGCAGGUGGAAUAUCAAUGGGGUCUAUGAUAUCAUCGAUGACUACGAAUCAGACGAAGCGGUUGAGAUCAACACAUACGUCGAGGAAGAACGGCUGGCGGUAGUCAAUGCUCUGCUCGAGAAUCGCGAAACUGACGUGAAUAUCCAAAACACCCACCUCGACUCCCCCCUGCAUCUAUUAAAAUAUAACCACCAUACCUCGGCCGUCGUUUUUGGGAAAUUGCUUGACCGGGGCGCUGAUAUCUUCUCUUGUAAUGACAAGGGCCAAACAGCUUUGCACUUUGCCUGCAAGGCAGGUGCACUUUCUAUAGUGAAGGUCUUGCUGGGUAGGGGCUGCUCUAUCAGUACUCCAGACCAUGAUGGUCUCAGUGCAUUGCACUUUGCUGUCCGCAGUGGUCAAUUUGGGACGGUCAAAUCAAUAUUCAGAAUGGAAGAGGAACAGGCUAGAACGUACUGCCUUGACGUCGAUGCUAAAGGUCGAACCCUACUCCACCAUCUCUUGCAAGAUGAUCUCAGUCACAUGGAGAUGGCUGGCCUCUUACUGGCAUACAGUGGCAGUCCGAGCUGCACUGACAAUGAUGGACAUAGUCCUUUGAGCACCUACCUUGGAACAUUCAAAUUUGGAAACCGAACAGCAAUUUGUCGAUUGCUAUUGCAACAUGGUGGUAAUCCUUACUGGACCAGCCCUGCCCAGCUAACCCUGGCUCAUCUGGCAGUACGCCAGUACAAGGCCGAAACAGGGGUCCUAGAGGCUCUGUCGGACUACGGCCUUGAUCUUUCCACUAAGGACGCCAGUGGAAAGGGUAUUCUGCAUCAUGGGGCUAUCGGUGGAUCAUUGAGUUCUGACAUGCUGAAUUUCCUCCACGAUAGGAACUUACUUGAUCCGUAUGAUCUGGAUGUAGGUGGCAAAACUCCACUUGACUACGCAUCCGAAAAGGCCCAAAAGGAGAGGCACCCAGAUUCAUUUUGUGCAUCGAGGUGGAACGAAUCACUGCAGGCUUUACGCGACUUCAUCGAGAUGAAAUGCUUGUAG